Molecule: messenger RNA, 2012 nt
Organism: Ricinus communis (castor bean)
Lineage: Eukaryota; Viridiplantae; Streptophyta; Magnoliopsida; Malpighiales; Euphorbiaceae
Product: E3 ubiquitin-protein ligase At3g02290
Exons: 5
Coding region: 560-1279 (239 amino acids)
Molecular function (GO): ubiquitin-protein transferase activity
Source: RefSeq, a predicted model, not a curated record
AAUUAAUUUGCUAUUAUUUUUUAAAAUUCUAUAAAUUAAUAUUAAAAUUUUAAAAAAUUUAUUAAAUUAUAUUUAUCAAUUUAAUUUUAUAAUCAAAAUAAUAAUAACAGUCGUUCAACGCACGAGUAAGCUACUGGUUUGACUUAACUCUAAAAAAAAAAAGAAAAGAAAGAGCUAUUAAAACUAUCAAUUUAAAGACUAUAUUUAAAAAAAAAAAAUGAAGAAAGAAAGAGACUGGGCGUUUUGAUAUGAGGUUAGAAAAAUACUUUAGGCUUUUCCAAUUGGGCUUGACCUAAAGGCUCAUUAAUCUCUGUUUAGCCGAAAGUGACCCAUUAAAGAAGAAAGCAAUUUGUUUGACGCCCAAGACUCCUACAUUGCUACAAACUUCUUCAUUUCAAAAAUCUUCUUUUCCUGGUCAAUUUAGGCCUUCUUUCUUUUCUUUUUCUCAUUUCCUUAUUUUGAUCUUAUUUACUUUGAUUCCGUAAUCCGAUUGUAUCUGGGAUUUCCUUCUCAGUCUUCUGAGUGUAUUACAAUGCGUAUAUGAACAUGUUCGUUUUGUAUGUUUUUACAGUCGCAAAUCACUAAGAAGCCCGAGUUAUUAAAACAGAGAAAUAUUGGAAGUCAGAAAAUGGGUAAUCUUUUCUGUUGCUUUCACCCUGAGGAUCCUGAAGAUAAUCAUGAUCCGAGCAGUUCUCAGAGAGUAGCCUGCAGCAUCCGUCUUGAUUGUUUAGUGCAUACCUUAUUCACCAAGUAUGCAGCAGUUUUCGACAAAGGAGAUGCGCCGAUCGUCCCUGAAGCCAUAAAUACACAAUCUGACACUACCACUGCUGCUACCACCACAGUUCCCCCACAGAACAUGUCCUUUGAUGUAAAUCCCAAUCACUCCCAUUUGCAACAGGAUGAAUUGAAUUUGCCUGGUGCAAAUGCAGCAGAAGCACGUCAAACACAGCACAAAGAUGUAGAAGAACAAUUGAGAGGUGGAAAUGGUACUGUUACAGACAAUACUAGUAGUGGAGUUACAUCAAAUGAGUACGAUUCCUCGACGUAUCCGAUUAGACACUCAAAGGAGAAAAUGGAACCUCAUCUUCUUAAUUUCUAUGCUUCCCUUGACGAUGAGGAUGUCUGCCCCACAUGCCUAGAAGAGUACACUUUUGAUAAUCCGCGGAUAGUGACAGAAUGCAAGCACCAUUACCACCUUGGUUGUAUAUAUGAAUGGCAGGAAAGAAGCGAACACUGUCCUGUUUGCGACAAGGUGAUGGUAUUUCAUGAAACAACCUGAAGAUUCUCAGUAGCCUAGCUGCAGGAUGCAAGACUUGAAGAUGCAUGAUACAGCUCACGCACAUAUUUCUUGUUUUUUCAUACUUAAAUUGGAAUAUAUACAGAUUCAUUUUCGCAAGCAAUUCACCUUAUUUUCUAGGCUCAUUUCUUGGGAUUUUUUCUUUCAUGAAAUUUGUUUCGCAUGUUUAAGCACAGAAAUGAAAAACUACUUUCCUUGUGUCAAAAUGUGCAGCAGAUGGAUGGUGGAAACUUCAUUGACUAUUUAUGAACUACGCAAAUGUCAUAUAAUUUAUUGGGUGCAAUGGUAUUUACUUACUAAAACAUAUAAGAUCCUAGAGCUAUAAAAUCUUAGUACGUAAAAUGAAAGUUUCAGUGCUAAAGAAAAUCUUAUUAUUUCGUUUUCUUCUUUUAUUAUGAGUUAACCAACAAAUCGAUAGUUAAAUGAUUAAUUCUUUCACUAAUAGAAUGGACGAUUUUUUUUUUCUUUUUUAAUUUAGUUUUUGGUUUUGAACUAAAACCAACUAGAUUUCUUAUUGACUUUCUUUCCAAACUGUAUAAUAUAAUUAAUUAAUGGGAGAUUCUUACUUCCUUAAUGAUCAAACUGAGACUAAUGUUGGGUUUAUUUACAAAGCGAUGUUCAAAUUCGGAAGCUCAAAUAAUUCAUGGAUUUCUUCUUCUUCUUUAGCCUCUCGUACAGAUGACGAAACGCUGCCUUAAUUUUUAUUGGGGAACUU